GUCAAAGUUGAGUGGCAUCAUUCUUCUUGCAGAUCCAUAUGAUGACGACUUUCUCGGAGUCCUGGCUAGUUGGCCCACAGCGCACGCAAUUCUACACUCGCACGUAUCGCCCAGCUUCCACAACAAAAGCUGUCGUAGUUUUCGUGCACGGGUUCAUAGAGCACAUUGCUCGCUACGAACACGUGUUUCCUGCUUGGUCCGCACGCGACAUAGCUGUCUUUGCGUAUGACCAGCGCGGCUUCGGGAGGACGGCCUUGGAUACGGAGAAGAAGAGCAAGGAUAGCUCGUAUGCGAAGACGAGCUGGAAGGAACAAUUUCAAGACAUUGAGUGGGCUAUAAACCACGCGAAAAGCGAGUUUGAUUCCAUUCCUGUGUUUCUUUAUGGGCAUUCAAUGGGCGGAGCAUUGGCACUUGCGUUUCCUACUAGGGCAAGUGCUCCUCCUGCAAAGGAGACAGUAACAGGCCUGGCGGGUGUAAUUUCCACUAGCCCCCUCAUCCUCCAAGCGAAGCCAGCCGCUAAAGCAGCAAGAUGGAUAGGUGGCAAGGCUAGUCUGCUAGCGCCAUCACUCACUAUUCCAUCCGACGUCAAGGGUCAGGAUUUGUCGCAUGACAAGACUGUCGGUGAGGCAUAUGCGAAAGAUCCGAUGGUUAAGCAAAUUGGGUCGCUUCGCGGAGUAAGCGACAUGUUAGACGGGGGCGAACACCUCUUACACACUGAUUAUGCACGUUGGCCCGCUGACCUUCCUGUCCUCUUUAUACAUGGUUCGGAUGACAAGGUUACUUCUGUCAAAGCUUCUGAGCUAUUUCAUCAACGGGUACCAGCGAAGGAUAAGAAAAUAUCCAUUUACCAAGGCGGCUAUCAUGAACUUCACAAUGAACCAGACGGCGUGAAGGAGAAACUCAUCGAGGAGUGUAUUACAUGGGUGGAGGCACACCUGUGUCCUAACAUUUCACCCAAGCUCUGAGGAUACUGACUUGAAUGGAUUACCAUUUUGCCUACGUUC
Molecule: messenger RNA, 1004 nt
Organism: Suillus clintonianus
Lineage: Eukaryota; Fungi; Basidiomycota; Agaricomycetes; Boletales; Suillaceae
Product: alpha beta-hydrolase
Exons: 7
Coding region: 39-965 (308 amino acids)
Cellular component (GO): membrane
Molecular function (GO): lipase activity
Source: RefSeq, a predicted model, not a curated record